UCUUGCUUUGAGCAGGGGGUUGGACUAGAUGACCUCCUGAGGUCCCUUCCAACCCUGAUAUUCUAUGAUUCUAAGCUGGUCCCUGGUAUCAAAAAGGUUCAAAAACACUGAUUUAUGUAAUCAAUCAGGCCCAUCCCCCUUACUUCCAGCUAUCUAGAAGACCUCCCACAGUCCGUUGGCCCAUGUUCCUUUCUGUGCAUGCCCUCUGUACACUGAUACAAACAUGGAUAAAUAGCAUGGAAGGUGUGAGGGGAGACACAUUUGUGAUGGCAAGAAAGCUGCUGCACGGACACAAACUGAAUCCUGAAGAAGAGGUCUAUGUAUACUUGAAAGCUUGUGUCUCUCGCUAUCAGAAGUUGGUCCUCACCUACCUUGUCCUUUCUGUGCAACUGUUAAGUGAUUAAGGUGACUCGUGCCUGUCUCUGGGUCAUAGUAUGGACUAGGAAGGAACAUUUUCAAAAAGUGUCUGUGACUUAGGCCCUCACUAUGUUCAGUGAGUGUUGGGCUCUUAAGCACCUGCCAACCUCUGCACUUUACAGGGCCAAGAGCACUGUAGUGCAAAUUGCAUCCUUAACUCCAGACAUAUUUGUUUUAGUUUGAUUUUUUUCUUAAUCCAGCAGAGAUGGCCUUGGAGUAUGAAGGUAAAUGCAAAAGGAUUUACUUCAGAAUGCCGUGCUUCUGCCAGUCCUUAGCAUGUCACUACUAUACAACUAGCUAAUUUGGUAGCUUCAAGGGUUUUUAUAGUAAUGUGUUUAUUUCCAGCUCACUGUUCUGCAUAAGUAUAGUCAUUAACAUGUAUUGGCCACUCUGCACCACUGAUUGCACUUUCCUCAUUUUUAAUUUAAUAUUCCACUCCCCAAAAAUCCAAAGUGAAUUUGGUUGGGUACACACAAUGAGUGCCAACUUAGCAAUUUAAUAUUUUUGUCUUGGCUAUUAAAAAUUGAUGGCUUAACCCCAUUAGAGGGCAGCUCCAGUACCUUGUAUGUUUCCACACUUGUUAAUUGUGUUGAUGAUGAGCUUAGAUCUUGUUUUACAGAAUGUUUUCUUUUGUCUUUUUAUUCCUUCUCUUCCAGUUGAUGCUUUGGAUCCAGAGAAGUUAAUACAAUGUCCAUAUGAUAACUAUCAUCAAAUCAGGGUCUGUCGGUUUCCAUAUCAUCUUAUAAAGUGCAGGAAGAGCCACCCUGAAAUUGCAAAGCAGCUAGCCACAUGCCCUCAUCAGAUUCCCAGAGCUGAGAUCAGCCAUCAUAUAUCAAGCUGUGAUGACAAAAGCUGCAUUGAGGAAGACAUUGUUUCCGGCCACUGGGAGCUAGGUGGGACAAUACCUGUGGGCGAGAGCCAUGCGGAGCCACUUGCACGCGUCCGCCUAGGAGCCGGACCUGCUGCUGGCCACUUCCGGGGCGCAGCAUGCCCUGGGUCCAGCGUAGUAAUGGAACAAAAGAGUAACCUAAUGUCAGUCAUGAGAGCACCCAAGUCCUUGCCAUAUAGCCUAUCCUGGAAAGCAGAACUGGUAACUGAAGACCAGAGAAGAGGCUGCUAUUGAGUGCUCAUCAUCUGUUUCCUUUAGAAAUGUGAGGUGCUGGUUAGGAGACUCAGACUUAUAAAUUCCCUCUGUGUUGGCUAAGUACUCGCAGCCCUAACCUUCCUUCAGAACUGUCCUUCACAUAUCAGCUGCUGUCCCGAAAUUAUCCCGACCAAGGUAAUUAGGCAGAAUGCUGUUAACCCUUGAUAUCAGAAAUCAAACCCUCAAAAACUAACUCCACCCACGCUGAUGCCAAGGAACUAGCAGAGUUCAAACUGUCUGGAUCA
This is a messenger RNA of Dermochelys coriacea (leatherback sea turtle), 1806 nucleotides long. Its product is annotated as gametocyte-specific factor 1-like. The record is from RefSeq and is a predicted model, not a curated record. NCBI's taxonomy places the organism in Eukaryota, Metazoa, Chordata, Testudines, Dermochelyidae.